Uloborus diversus is the source of this 1888-nucleotide messenger RNA. Its product is annotated as proline dehydrogenase 1, mitochondrial-like. Gene Ontology annotation, molecular function: FAD binding; proline dehydrogenase activity. Gene Ontology annotation, cellular component: mitochondrion. The record is from RefSeq and is a predicted model, not a curated record. The coding region runs from base 1 to 1860 and encodes 619 amino acids. The transcript is spliced from 13 exons. NCBI's taxonomy places the organism in Eukaryota, Metazoa, Arthropoda, Arachnida, Araneae, Uloboridae.
AUGGCAGUGAUAUGGAUUGCAAGGCGAUCCGUCAUUGAUACGAAGCAUUACAUUUCAGCUUCUUAUGCGCUGCCAAAACCCUUUCAUUGUCGUUUAAAAUCCACGACUCUACAUCCUGACUCGUCUGUGAAUUCUGCUCAGAAUGGAGCAGCUCAACCUAAUCCACCUCGACAGACUGAUCCUUUGGACUUAACAUUCGAAAACUCGAAAGAUGCAUACAAAAGUAAAACCACGUGGGAAAUAUUCAGGGCUAUUGUUGUGCUUAAAUUGAGUACCAUUGAUUUCCUCGUUGAAAAUCAUCAAAUGGCAAGUUUAUGCAAAGCAGUUUUGGGGUCGAAGCUUUUCAACUGGAUGAUGCGGCACACAUUCUAUGGGCAUUUCGUGGCUGGUGAAAAUACGAAAUCAAUUCGUCCUACACUGGAAAGGCUGCGUUCCUUUGGGGUGAAAAGCAUUCUUGAUUACAGUGCCGAAGAAGACAUGAGCGAAGAUCAGGCAAAGGAGGCCAUGCAACGGGCUACUAUAGCGCAUAAAAUAGAAAAAUCAGAAAGUGGAGAUUUAAAGCAAUACAAGCCCUAUAAAGAAUUUGCUGAUCGUAGAAAAUAUAAAGCAAAAGCACGCACAUAUUUUUACCUAAGUGAGGCUCAGUGUGAAAAGAAUAUGGAUACUUUUCUCAGGUGUAUAGAUGCAGUAGCUGGUACUACACAGUCAACUGGUUUUGCUGCCAUAAAAUUAACUGCCUUAGGCCGUCCACAACUUUUGAUGCAACUGUCUGAAGUUAUCGCUCGUACCCGCCAAUACUUCAAAGAAGUCACUGGAGCCCAAACAGAGAAUAUGGUUGCAGCAAGUGUGAGCCCCACCGUAAUUGCCAGCAAACUCGAGUAUCAUAAUAUCAAAGUAGACAAUGAAGAAGUCAAAAACUGGCUUCAAAAUAUGGAUUAUGAUCGCAAGGGGCUCAUGAAUAUGUUUUCCUGGAGCGGUCUGGUUGAUAUGAACUAUGUUAUGUCCGACUUGUUCAAGGUUCCUAAUCUGCAGAGCGGAAGAAUGGAGCUAAUAAUUGCAGCCUUAAAUAAUGAAGAAGAGGAAAUGUUUCGAAACAUGAUGAGACGCCUUCAUAAUAUUGCCAGGAGUGCCCGGGAAAAAGAUGUGCGUGUGAUGAUCGAUGCGGAACAAUCAUAUUUUCAGCCAGCCAUCAAUAGGAUAACAAUGGAAAUGAUGCGGAAAUAUAAUAAACAGAAAGCUAUUGUUUUCAACACUUAUCAAUGCUACUUAAAGGAAGCAUACAACAAUGUUGUUCUUGAUUUGAAUUUAGCUAAAAGACAAGGCUUUUAUUUUGGUGCUAAAUUGGUCCGUGGAGCUUAUAUGGAGCAGGAAAGAAUAAGAGCUCAAGAGAUUGGAUAUCCCGACCCAAUCAAUCCCACUUAUGAAGCUACAUCUGAAAUGUACCACAAAACUCUCAGUGAGGUUCUGAGACAGAUCCAUGAGGAUCUUACAGCAUCAGCAGAGAAGAAAAUAGGAGUCAUGGUGGCCUCGCACAAUGAAGAUACUGUUCGUUUUACUGUUAAAAAAAUGGAAGAACUUGGAAUUAAACCAGAGCAUAAAGUUGUAUGUUUUGGUCAACUGUUGGGUAUGUGCGACCAAGUGAGUUUUUUGCUUGGUCAGGCUGGUUAUUCUGUGUAUAAAUAUGUUCCUUACGGCCCCAUUGAUGAAGUGUUGCCUUACUUAUCAAGACGUGCUUUGGAGAACCAUGGAAUCUUGAAGAAAGUAGAUAAAGAGUUGAAUCUGUUGAGGAAAGAAUUGAUACGGAGAAUGUUGACAGGUCAAAUAUUUUACAAGCCUAAGGGAAAUUAUGUGCCUGCAUGAAAGUAAAAGGAAAAAAUCUGCUUUAAAA